Molecule: messenger RNA, 1715 nt
Organism: Ilex paraguariensis (yerba mate)
Lineage: Eukaryota; Viridiplantae; Streptophyta; Magnoliopsida; Aquifoliales; Aquifoliaceae
Source: the annotation of a GenBank genome assembly
CGAUGAUCGACUGAGCUAGCCGAAGAGCAAGUCCUGUAAUGGCGACGUGUCACCGAAACGACGUCGGAUCGAUAGUUCUAGAUCGCCCCAGCGGCGGACACUCCAAGCUGUGGUCCGCAUUUUCCGGCGCAACGUUACGCCGGAAAAUCAUCGACACCAUGCGCUGCGGCGGUGGUGGCAUUUCUCGGCAAGCCAGAACCACCAAAACGUCGUCGGAUCAUCAAACGCAACCAACUCAAAAACCCGAAUGUAAAUCGAAAUUGAAGAAAAGCGGUGUGUCCGAGAAGUUGUCGGAGCUUUUGAAAGUGUCGGAUUGGUCGGAGAAUGAGGAGGAGGUGCAGAAGAAAGUAGAGGAGUUGAAGAGAGUGGUUAAGACGUUACAGAGUGAAAACGACGGUGUUUUGGAAGGGGCCAUGGAGGUGAGGAGGCUUACGAAGGAAGACUCAGAGGCGAGGACAACCUUAGCUUUGGUGGGAGCGAUUCCACCGCUUGUGGCGUUGCUGGAUUCGGAGGAUAUUGGGUCUCAGAUCGCUGCUUUAUAUGCUCUGCUUAAUCUGGGGAUUGGAAACGAUGGGAACAAAGCUGCCAUUGUUAAAGCAGGGGCUGUUCAUAAGAUGCUAAAGCUCAUUGAACAUCCAAAUGGUUCACCAAACCCGGCUGUUGCUGAAGCAAUAGUUGCCAAUUUUCUUGGUUUGAGUGCGCUAGACUUGAAUAAACCCAUUAUUGGUUCUUCGGGUGCAAUCCCUAUUUUGGUGAAAACCCUUAAAGAUAUGGACAAGGGGAGCAGUUUUCAAGUGAAACAUGACUCUUUACGAGCUCUAUACAAUCUGUCAAUCUUGCCUUCGAACAUUUUGCCAAUUCUUGAGACUGGUUUGAUUCCUUUUCUCUUGUGCUUACUGGGGGAUAUGGAAGUAAGCGAAAAAAUCCUCUCGAUUCUAAGUAAUGUAGUUUCUCAGUCAGAGGGACAAAUGGCGAUUAGCAUUGUGCCGGAUGCUUUCCCAAUUUUGAUUGAUGUGUUGAAUUGGUCCGAUUCACAGGGAUGCCAAGAGAAGGCAUCAUACAUUCUAAUGGUGAUGGCUCACAAAGCAUAUGGAGCUAGACAGGCCAUGGUUGAGGCUGGAAUUGCUUCAUCCUUGCUUGAAUUAACACUUCUAGGUAGCACAUUAGCACAGAAGAGGGCAUCAAGGAUCUUGGAGUGUUUGAGAGUAGAUAAAGGGAAGCAAGUUUCGGAAAAUUUUGGUGGAGGAUUGAGUGCCACAGUUUCCGCUCCAAUAUUUGGGUCUUCAUCGUCGGCUGUAGACCCAAAUCAUCAAUUGAAGGAGUAUUUGGGGGAGGAAGAUGACAUGAUGAGUGAAGAGAACAAAGCAGUGAAAAUUUUAGUUCAACAGAGCUUGCAGAACAACACGAGGAAGAUAGUGAAGAGGGCCAAUCUGCCACAAGAUUUUGUUCCAUCUGAUCAUUUUAAGUCUCUCAUCACAACAAGUUCAACAUCCAAGAGCUUACCAUUUUGAGGGGGAUUGGAAGAAAAUUCUGGAGUUAUGUUAUCUUCCUCAUAUUGAAUUAGGUGGCUCGAGAAUUCCAUGGUUAUCAUCUAUCUAUAGAAAUUUUGUCAUGUUGGUGAUAUAUCCCUUUUCUGUUACAUAGAUGUUGAUGGCUUCAUGUGUUCUCUGUAAAAUAUUUGGGUGAAAUGUUGAAUAUAAAUAAACUUGUGAAAU